Messenger RNA from Talaromyces amestolkiae, 354 nucleotides. RefSeq lists its product as uncharacterized. The coding region runs from base 1 to 354 and encodes 117 amino acids. Lineage: Eukaryota; Fungi; Ascomycota; Eurotiomycetes; Eurotiales; Trichocomaceae. The record is from RefSeq and is a predicted model, not a curated record. The transcript is spliced from 2 exons.
AUGGCGUGGUACUCUCUUCUCCCGGACUCGAUGAGUACAUGGGAAACAUGGAUCAUCAGACUGUUUAUCUUCCUCGGCUUCUUAACGAUCGGACCGUGGGCCGGCCUGGUCAUAUUCGACAUUGUCUACUACUUCGCGCGCGUGAUCGCAUACGAAUUGCCAUUCUUUGGAGGACGAGCGAACGGCGAGCACAAACCAAGGGCGCCGACAUUGACGGAACGGCCGAGUGGGCGACGGCGAGCUUUCAGUCUUCGGGGAGAGGAGCUGGCUAGUCAAGCAAGUCAGACAACCACCUUGGAGAAGGAGAUGAUGAGGAGGCUUGUGCAGACUGAGAAUGAAAAGACAGUAAUCUAG